AUGGCCUUACAUUUUCUAAGCUUUCGCCCCCAACUGAUCUUGGGAGACCUUGACUAUGAGGUCUGCAUAACCUGCACAAGUCCGGUGCUGGCAGCAGACGACUUCUCCGGCUUCUUCAGCGACGCCGGCUCUCGUUUGGAGCGGGAGCUCCGGCAGGCGGUGCUGAGAAGCCGCGUGGCCGUCUGCAUCAUGAACAUGACCAAAGGCUGCGAGAUGCCACCGCCGGGCUACAAGGCAGAGGUCACCUGGGCCGAGGAGCGGAACAUCCCCGUGGUCCCAUUCUACGAUGCCGACCGCUACGACUGGAAGGAGGCGGCAUCCUGGAAGAUCGACCUUCCUGCGGUCUUUCGUUGGGGGCUCGGGCCGGUGCGCUACCGCCGGGCCGGCCAUGAGGAGGCAAAGGAGCAGCUGACGUCCGCGCUUCAGCGCGCUCUGAAGGAUCUGGAAGAGCGGACGCCGACAUACGCGGACGAGGAGGCGGCAGCUCGCGGGCGCUUGGCGGCUGCGGCGCAGGGCCUCGCGGACGCAGCCACUGCUGGGGGCGUGUCCCAACUGGGCCUUGAGCUCUCUCGCGCGGAGGUGGCUUUGCGCGAUGCGCGGACCAAGGAGGCGGCGGCCAAGAGGCGAGCUGCACAAGAAGCCGAGGAGGAUGGCUUGGAGGAGAAUGCUUUGGGGCUCGACAGAAGCGACUUCGAGCGUGCGGGCCUCGUCGAGCGAAAGCUGGAGAGAACCAACUCCAUGCGCGACAUCACGGUGGACAGCGCUUUGGCCAUCCUCCAGAAAGGUGCCAGCGCGGUGGCAGCGGCUGCGGGCUACGGCAGCGUGGGGGACCCGCUGGCAGCUCGAGAGGGUGGCUGUCGUCUCGAGCUGGCCAAGGGUGUGGAGGAUGUGAGCGACGAGACGCUACGAGGUGGCGACCCAAAGCACCGCAUCUGCAUACCGGCGAAGGGCAUUCUUCGAAAGGACCGGGCUGGAAGCAAGAGCGGGAAGAAGGCCACAAAGAGCUCGGGCCCAGAGGCGGCCAAGAGCUUGCGGCUCGCGCCACAGGCCCUGGAGGAGCGGCGCUUCCGCUUCUCCGUUCAGUUGUUGGAGAUGCACCUGGACAGCCUCCGAGUGGACGAUGUACAUGAGCUCAUCACGGUCCUCCGGUGCUUGCAGUAUGGCACAUCUGAGCAGGGGCUGACGACUCGUUCGCUAAGGUUGCUCAAAGCUUUCCUCGAAGAGCACAUGAGCCUUCAUGAUCGCGCACUGCAGCAAGGCGUCGUCCAAACAGUCGUCGAUGUCAUGAAAAGCCAGCCGGAGGUGGACAUCUUGACCAGCGGCGUCGCAGUUCUCGGAGCGGUCCUCCAGGGCUCCGCCAAGCGCGGGGGACUCGGCUCCGAGGCGCAGGCGCUCUGCGGCGGCGGCACUGCGGUGGCUUCGGCGCCGGAAGACCUCGUGACCAACAUCUCCAAGUGUGGAGGUGUUCCGGCGAUCGUCGACGGAAUGCAGCGCUUCCCUGCCUGUGAGGGGCUCCAGGAGCGUGGCUGUUGCUGCCUAGCGCUCCUCACGACCGGCGGUGCAGACGACAACAAGGUCUCCCCGGACUACGAGAAAGGUCGGCACGCAGAGUCCUCCGUGAUGCUGCGGGGGCAGAGUCGGCGGCUCAUCGUCCGUCAAGGCGGUAUGGAACUGCUCCUUGGCGCCAUGCGGCGCUUCCCACGGAACGGUUUGCUGCAGACCUUCGCGUGCCUGGCCGUGGGGCAAGUUGCCAGCUCGGAGCUUCAGGCGAAGGAGGUGGCCUCAGAGAAAGGCGCAGCGGUGCUGCUGCUGCAGGCACUGCGACGCCACUCCAAGGAUCCGCUCGUUGCCCGCUACGCUUGCGCAGGGCUAAGGCAGUUGGCAUCCCAUUCGCUGCAGACAAAAACGUCCAUCGCCGAGGAAGGAGGAGUCAUCGCCCUUCGCGACGCUGCCCAGAGAGGACUGUCCGGCAGCAUCGGCCUCUCUACAGAGGCCUUGGGAGCUCUGUGCCACCUUGCGUCGAAGCACCCGGAGAACAAGCUGCGCAUCUUCGAAGCCGGCUGCCUGGAACUGGCUUUCGAGGCCUUGGCACCAGGAGGUUCGCCUCCCGGUGCGGAGUCGGCAGAGGCAGAGGGCGACGGUGCGUCGCCCCCGGCGCAGGCAUUCCCGGACGCCGAGCUUGCAGUUGCGACAUGCGGGCUGCUGCACAACAUGUCCAUCGACACGGCCAUCAAGAGCCACGUCGUGAAGCUCGGUGGCCGAGAGGCGGCAGAUCGACUCUCCUCGCACGAGGACUCCACCGUGCGGAAUUUGGCCAAGCUGUUGGCCAAAACCCUGGAGCCACCGAAGGAGUCCACGAACGAUCCGUUCGGUGCCCUCUUUGCCACACGCACGCCAGGGCUGUCUGCUCCGCGCCGACCGCUGUCGAAGCGGGAGAAGAAGGUGGUCAGCCAGAUGGAUUUCGACGAUAUCCGGGAUCGGGCCGAUGAGAGCACGCCGGAGCCGUGA
This is a messenger RNA of Symbiodinium sp. CCMP2592, 2508 nucleotides long. Lineage: Eukaryota; Dinophyceae; Suessiales; Symbiodiniaceae. The record is from the annotation of a GenBank genome assembly.